Phoenix dactylifera (date palm) is the source of this 1433-nucleotide messenger RNA. Its product is annotated as junctophilin-like protein. NCBI's taxonomy places the organism in Eukaryota, Viridiplantae, Streptophyta, Magnoliopsida, Arecales, Arecaceae. The record is from RefSeq and is a predicted model, not a curated record.
UGUCAGAGGAAAGGUUAUUCGUGCAAUGACAAAUCUUCCAAUGGUGUGGUCUAUCCUGACCAAAUAUUCUAAAAGACUGUAGGUGGGAGACAGGUAGCCAGGGGUCUUCCCAGCACCGGAACAUUGGAUGGGCACCCAGAGUUCGAAGUCGUCCACAAAAUAUAUAAAAAAGCAAAAACAAAAAAUUUCUGUCAGAGGAAAGAUGAUUCCUGCAAUGACAGAUCUUCCAGUGGUAUGGUCUAUCCUGACCAAAUACAAAUACCUUGAAGAUACUGAAUUAUGAACAUAAGGUUUCUUGGACUUUUCUUCAUCUCAUGCCUAAUUAGAGGUUUGGUGAGGCAGUCAAUUGUAUAAGGGUGCAAAGAAGUCUCAGUUGGACCUAAUUCAGGAUCAUCGUGGAUGUAAACAAUAAAGAAGAUGCUUGAUGCUUGAUGUCUAUGGCAAACAACUCAUUUAGCAUGGAGAUGUCAUUUUUCAGAAUUACAUAUAUUCAAGAAAAUUAUUCCAAGAUUCGUGAUGUUGAACGCGAAUUGGAGAAUCUUACAUUGGAGUUGAAACUUACAGCUGGUCCAAAGAAAGCAGCACUCGAGCACUUGCGAAAGAAGAUUGAAAUACAAACUGAAAGAAUACAUGUGGCUAAGCUCAAGGAAGACCAAGCAAAGAAGGUGUGGGAAGUUGCAGCUCAAGCUGUUAGGGAUGAGGAGGAGACCAAGAAGAAGCUCUGCGAUGAUCUAAAUCAGUUGAUCCAAGAAAGCACGGCCACUCAACUUACAAGACUGGAGGAGUUAAAAAGACGACUUACAGCUCUUAACCCUAGUAGGGGUUCCUCUGUUGUUCAUACUGACAGCAAUGUCCCAGCUCCUCAACCUGCCCAGCUUCAGCCAGCAGAAUCAGCUGGUAAAGUGCCUGAACAUACACUUACAGGACCAAACAAUGGUGGUCAGCCAGCCUCGGAUGGGCACAACCAACGACCUGUUGAAGUGAAAGAAAAGAAAAGAACCCCAAAUUUGGGAAGAGGGAGGGGCAACAUGAUCCUGCCCAAGGGAAGAGGUGCUUCAGGGCCUGGCUGGACCGGGGCUGGAUUUGAUGUUGAUAAGGGUACAUGAUGGUGGGGUAAUUUCAUUUUUCCCCAUUGCAGCAUCACACGGGUAGCUAGAGGAUGGAACUUUUUCUAGAGGCAUCCUAAUGGGAGGCUACAGGAUGGGACAUGAGCAUUUCCAGAGACAUUCUCUUUGUUAUUUUCAGUCAUUGGCAUUAUAAGAUGUAUGUUCAUUUUUUUUUAAUUCGCAGCUCAUUUGCUGUUCCAGACUACGAUGAUUCCAAAAUAUGUUACUUGGCCUUCCUGAUGGAUCUUGGACUUCGCUGUAACAUUAUAUUGUUCUUCAAUUCUCGAUGUAUAGAAAGAGAAGGGAGGCAGGGUUUGCCAUGCAAUU